AUGUUUGGAUGGGCAGUGACAGAGCAACAUGAGCCUCUUCUGUCAAUUACGCAGGCCGCAGUACCCGAGUUACGACUCGUUUGUGAUCUUCCACUAAUCGGUGAAAGCCUUCCUGCGCUUCAUGUCGCGGCAAAACUUGGGCAUAAAGCAAUAGUUCAGAUUCUGCUGCACUUCUGCAAAGUGAAUGAGCCAGACCUAGAAGGAUAUACUGCUUUGCAUCACGCAGCGAGUAGGGGCCAUCUUGAAAUCUGCCAAUUACUUUUAAACGCCAAGAAGAUAAAAGUGAAUGCACGAUCGAAAUCUCAAUGCACAUCACUCUGGCUGGCUGCGGCUAGCGGACAUGAGAAGAUCGUUUCUCUCCUUAUAGAGAACCAGGCAGAUAUCAAGGCAAAUGACGCUUCUUAUCGUCAGACACCACUCUCACGGGCUGCCGCGAACGGCCAUGAAGCAGUGGUGAAAUUACUGCUUGAGAAGGGUGCUAAUCUCGAGGCAAAGGAUGAGGAUGGCUGGACACCACUCUUAUGGGCUGCCGCGAACGGCGAUGAAGCAGUGGUGAAAUUACUGCUUGAGAAGGGUGCCAAUCUCGAGGCAAAGGAUAAGGAUAGCCGGACACCACUCUCACGGGCUGCCGCGAACGGCGAUGAAGCAGUGGUGAAAUUACUGCUUGAGAAGGGUGCUAAUCUCGAGGCAAAGGAUGAGGAUGGCUGGACACCACUCUUAUAUACUGCCAUAAACGGCCAUGAAGCAGUGGUGAAAUUACUGCUUGAGAAGGGUGCUAAUCUCGAGGCAAAGGAUGAGGAUAGCUGGACACCACUCUUAUAUACUGCUAUGGACGGCCAUGAAGCAGUAGUGAAAGUAAUGCUUGAGAAGGGUGCUAAUCUCGAGGCAAAGGAUGAGGAUGGCUGGACACCACUCUUAUGGGCUGCCGCGAACGGCCGUGAAGCAGUGGUGAAAUUACUGCUUGAGAAGGGUGCCAAUCUCGAGGCAAAGGAUAAGGAUAGCCGGACACCACUCUCACGGGCUGCCGCGAACGGCGAUGAAGCAGUGGUGAAAUUACUGCUUGAGAAGGGUGCUAAUCUCGAGGCAAAGGAUAAGGAUAGCUGGACACCACUCUCACGGGCUGCCGCGAACGGCCAUGAAGCAGUGGUGAAAUUACUGCUUGAGAAGGGUGCUAAUCUCGAGGCAAAGGAUGAGGAUAGCUGGACACCACUCUUAUGGGCUGCCGCGAACGGCCGUGAAGCAGUGGUGAAAUUACUGCUUGAGAAGGGUGCCAAUCUCGAGGCAAAGGAUAAGGAUAGCCGGACACCACUCUCACGGGCUGCCGCGAACGGCGAUGAAGCAGUGGUGAAAUUACUGCUUGAGAAGGGUGCUAAUCUCGAGGCAAAGGAUGAGGAUGGCUGGACACCACUCUUAUAG
This is a messenger RNA of Penicillium cataractarum, 1416 nucleotides long. Its product is annotated as ankyrin repeat domain-containing protein. The transcript has a single exon. NCBI's taxonomy places the organism in Eukaryota, Fungi, Ascomycota, Eurotiomycetes, Eurotiales, Aspergillaceae. The record is from RefSeq and is a predicted model, not a curated record. Gene Ontology annotation, molecular function: protein binding. Bases 1 to 1416 code for a protein of 471 amino acids.